This is a messenger RNA of Lepus europaeus (European hare), 2153 nucleotides long. RefSeq names its product RCSD domain containing 1 (gene RCSD1). Gene Ontology annotation, molecular function: phosphatidylinositol phosphate binding; retromer complex binding; actin filament binding. The transcript has 7 exons. NCBI's taxonomy places the organism in Eukaryota, Metazoa, Chordata, Mammalia, Lagomorpha, Leporidae. The coding region runs from base 170 to 1378 and encodes 402 amino acids. Gene Ontology annotation, biological process: protein localization to endosome; skeletal muscle contraction; retrograde transport, endosome to Golgi. Gene Ontology annotation, cellular component: early endosome; WASH complex. The record is from RefSeq and is a predicted model, not a curated record.
GGGGCAGUCCCGCAGCCCAGCGCAGCCCGGCGCGCCGCCGCCCACUCGCCCUGCGCCCGCCGCAGCCCGAACCUGGCCCGGGCCGGGAGCUGAAGGGACAACUGGGAUCGCGAGUUUCAGCCCCGAGCGAGCGCGGGCGCGGCCGCCGCUGGAGGACAACCUGGAGGACAUGGAGGAAAGACCGGCAGAGACCAAGGCCAGUGUGGACAGCUCGGCGACCCCCUCGGUGGCUCAGCUGGCUGGGCGCUUUAGGGAGCAGGCGGCUGCUGUGAAAGAGACACCAGCCAGUAAACCAACAAGAAGGAAACCGCCCUGCUCCCUGCCCCUGUUCCCCCCCAGGGUAGAGCUGGGCCAGAAUGGCGAGCAGAAAUCGCCACCCAAUGCCAGCCACCCUCCUAAAGUCAAGGUGAAGAGCUCACCUCUGAUCGAGAAGCUUCAGGCCAACUUAACCUUUGACCCAGCAGCCCUGCUGCCUGGCGCCUCACCCAAGAGUCCUGGGUUCAAGGCCAUGGUGUCGCCAUUUCACAGCCCACCUUCCACGCCCAGCAGUCCUGGCGUGCGGUCUCGGGGCAGCGAGGCAGAGGAGGUCCCUGUCAGCUUCGACCAGCCUCCUGAAGGCAGCCAUCUGCCCUGUUACAAUAAGGUGCGGACGAGGGGCUCCAUCAAAAGGCGCCCCCCCUCCAGGCGUUUCCGAAGGUCCCAGUCGGACUGUGGGGACCUUGGAGACCUGCGGGUCACCGAUGUGGCUCAAGAGAAUGGCACCAAAGAAGAGAAUGGAGAUGAGGUGUUCCCGUCCAAGAGUAGGGCCCCAGGGUCCCUGCCGGCUAGCGAGGGGGUUGCCAGAGAGGGAGUGGGGGGAUCCCUGGGGCCUGGGGACAGGCCCCCUCUGAGGAGGACACGCAGCGGGCCAGAGAAACAGGAGGAGCAGGACAACGGGGCGGUGGCGGAGGCCCCACAGUGCGAGAAGGCGGAGCAGAAUUCAGGGGCGGCGGUCCCCGCACCACCCCAAGCCUCCAGCCCAGAGGCCGAGAAUGGGCAGGGGAGCCCCAUGGAGGCAAAGCCAGCGGAAGAGGAGACGGAGGGAAAGGGGGAGAAGCCGGGGGCUGCAGAGCCUAAGCCUGGACUGAAGGAUGAGAAGCCAGAAGAGGCAGCUGCAGGGGUGGAGGUCCCCCAGGGCGCCCCUGGAGGAAUGGAAGACAGUGACACCCCCAAGCUGGACAAGGGCCAGGAGAAGCAAGAGGAAGGGGCAGUCCCCGAGCCAGGCUGCAGCCCCGGGACCAGCCAUGCCCUGCAGGAGACCAGCAGCCAGGUCCACAGCGACGGCCCAGCCGUCCCCAACAAAGAGGACGACAGCCUGGGCCAGGACACUAAGAUGUGAAGAACUCCUUGUGCCCAAGGAUGAAGCUGCCGGGGACAUCUCUUCGCCAGUAGCAGCGGUAGCAGCAGCAGGUUGUGUCAGUCUGGUUUCCCCAAAGAUCCAGGGCAGGUUUUUUUUCUCCUCCACACUCUCUGAUCCCUCACAGAUGGAGAUGGAUCUGAGGGCAGUGGACCUGUAUCAGCUUAGUGUGUGUCAAUUGAUGGACUCAGAUUUUAAUAAAAAAAAAAUGGAGAGAGAGAGAAAGAAGAAAAUCUUAUUUAAAACAAUUCACUGUGGUGCCAACACCCCACGGAUUCUGGUCAGCCUGUGGGACCCUAGAUACCAUUCAAUCCUCCCUCUCCAUAUAGGUGACCUCCAAACUGAGCUCUGAUGUAGCUUGUCAGGUUUUGCUUGUGUAGUUAUAGCCUUUUUUUACUGCUCUAAAAUUUGUAUGGUUCUCAAAUAUAAGUCAAAACUGUCAGUGGCCAGAAAAAAAAGAAAGUGAUACUGCUGGAAAUAUCGAUCCUGUAAGGUGCGGAGAUCCUGUAGCAAGAGUCCAGAGACAACCUUCCAGAUCGGUGCAGCUGUGGACUGGCCAGCCGCUGUUGAGAACAUCGGACUAGAAGAGAUAGUUAUGGAAACUACGGGAAAAUGAAGGGUGCUGCCACCACCAGCAGCUGUUCCUGUCCUGACGGAGGACAGGAGACGGCUGAGCUCAGACCCCUCUGCCACCCUGGAGGAGGCUUCAAGAACAUCUGUGGAAGGCAGGGAGAGGGUGGAGGUUUGCUGUUCCACC